Molecule: messenger RNA, 1521 nt
Organism: Terrapene triunguis (Three-toed box turtle)
Lineage: Eukaryota; Metazoa; Chordata; Testudines; Emydidae
Gene: TEKT3
Product: tektin 3
Exons: 7
Coding region: 1-1473 (490 amino acids)
Biological process (GO): cilium assembly; cilium movement involved in cell motility
Cellular component (GO): sperm flagellum; nucleus; microtubule cytoskeleton
Source: RefSeq, a predicted model, not a curated record
AUGGAGCUUGUAGGCUCUACUUUAACGGCAACUUACGCCCACCCAAGACCAACACCUACUAACUUCCUACCAGCUAUCAGCACCAUGGCAUCGAGCUAUAAGAACCGGUUCCCUCACUACUCUUUGACCCAUAGCUUGAGCCUUCCAUGGCGACCCAGCACUUAUUAUAAAGUAGCAGCCAUCACUCCUACUUUGGCUCCCUUCUCCAAAAGUUCCCAAGGGUUAACCCAAAGCAAGAUGCUUCCCUUUGUUUCCAAUAGAACAGCACUUUUCACCAGGUAUACCCCGGAUGACUGGUACAGAUCCAACCUGACCAAUUACAAAGAGUCAGAGACAUCCCGGCACAGCGCAGAGAGGCUAAGAGUGGACACAUCCCGCAUGAUCCAGGACAAAGAUCAGCAAACAAGGAAAACCCAAACAGACACUACCAAAAAUUUGGGAGAACGGGUCAACGAUAUAGUAUUUUGGAAAUCAGAACUCAACCACGAGAUAGAUGAGAUGAUUGGGGAGACCAAUGCUCUCACAGACAUGAAGAAACGAUUGGAAAGGGCCUUGGCUGAAACAGAAGGUCCUCUCCAGGUAGCCCAAGAGUGCUUACUUCAUCGAGAGAAGAGGAUGGGAAUCGACCUAGUCCAUGAUGAUGUGGAAAAACAGCUGUUGACAGAAGUUGACGUCAUCAAGUCGUGUCAGGAGAGGAUGAAACGCCACCUGGAUAAGGCGAUAGCCCAGCUUGCAUCCGACAGGGCAGCCCAGCACGAGCUGGAGAAAGACCUUAGUGAUAAGCAAGCAGCUCACCGGAUCGAUGACAAGUGUCACCAUCUAAGGAACACUUCUGAUGGCAUCAGUUACUACAGAGGAGUGGAGCGGGUUGAUGCUACGAUCUCUGUGCCAGAGUCCUGGGCCAAGUUUACAGAUGAUAAUAUUCUACGCUCCCAGAGCGAACGAGCUGCCUCCUCCAAACUGAGGGAUGAUAUUGAAAACUUGCUGGUUGUGACUGCAAAUGAGAUGUGGAACCAGUUCAACAGAGUGAACGUCGCGUUCACUAAUCGCAUCUCUGAGACAGCGGAUGCCAAAAAUAAGAUCCAGACACAUCUGGCUAAGACGCUACAAGAAAUCUUCCAAACAGAGAUGACGAUAGCAGCCAUUCGAAAAGCCAUCAGAGACAAAGGGCCGCCAUUAAAGGUGGCCCAUACCCGCCUGGACGAGCGCACGCGGCGGCCAAACGUGGAGCUGUGCCGGGAUUCCACCCAGUUACGCCUGGUUAAUGAAGUCCAUGAAAUCGAUGACACCAUCCAGAACCUUCAGCAGAGGUUGAGGGACGCAGAGGACACCUUGCAGAUGUUGGUCCACACCAAAUCUAAUCUGGAGCAUGACCUGGCUGUCAAAGCCAACUCCCUGUUCAUUGAUCAGGAGAAGUGCAUGGGGAUGCGUAAGACCUUCCCCAACACUCUGAGGCUGGUGGGGUACGCAUAGGCCAAUAUAGCCCUGAAGCAGCUCCUGCACUGAUUAAUGAAAGCACAU